GCGACAGGUACGCCUUGUUCACGCUUGUGAGUUUGAUCGUUCCCUGUGUUGUUGCGUGUGUUGUGUUUUAUAAAUAAUUGUGCGUGCGCGACAGCUUGCGACAAAUCGGAGUUUGGAGUCUGAGAGGUAAAAAAAAAGAAAAAAAAAAAAAAAAAAACACUGAACGCGGUGUCUGGCGUCUGCCAAGCCAAUUGGAAUUCUUGAGAAAAAAAAUUUGUGAGCAUCCCAUUAGUUACAUGGGUGUAUGAAGUACUUAUUACUCUCGACUCUAGACCUUGGUUUCGGAAUCAAAUCGAACCAUGGUCCAUGUCGUCGUCGUCACCGGUUAUAGCUGCUGUAUGAGAACAGGGAAAUGAAAUAGGUGUGCAGCGGCGGCGAGGUGAAGGAGGAAGAAGAUAUACUAGAAGGUGGUGGUGAAGGAGCAGAAGAGGAGGAGGAAGAGAGGAAAAAUUACCUACCUACGGGUCGCCCGCGCGCAACCCACUCAAUUCAACUGCUGGAGCAAGAGGCGCUACACGAGUAGACGACGGCACCUUAUAACCUUGUCCUCCUUAUCAUUCUGCAAUGGUGUGACAAAACUGAGGUGUAUUCUUUUUCUUCAUGAGAAAAACAAGCUUGUCUUGUAGUUGUUGAUUAGAGUGGGGGUGGAGGAGGAGAAAAAAAAUUAAGAUUAGCAGUACGUAUUAAAUUGCCUCACAAUGGAGACAUCAGUAGCAGGAAGGCGACGCACUGCUACUAGGCAUUCAGCUGAAGAUCAAGCACUUGAUCAGAUUGCUAAAGAGGCAGAGGCAAGACUGGCUGCACGAAGGCAAGCUAGAGCAGAAGCUAGAGAAAUACGAAUGAGGGAAUUGGAACGGCAGCAGAAAGAAGCUGAAGAGAAUGCAGAUAGAGUUUUUGAUAUGUGUACAGCAGAUGCAAACAGAGCAAUGAGGGUUACACCAGACCCUUUACGUGCCUCUAGACUACUUGCAAAUGCCAACAAUUUUCAGUCAAGUAGAAGAUCUUCUGAGGAUUCUUUAGAAGAUGCAGGUCUUGGCAGGGACCUGAGGUUGGAACUCAAGGAAUGUGAAGAAAAAUUUAGGAAAGCAAUGAUAGCAAAUGCUCAAUUAGAUAAUGAAAAGUCUUCCUAUGCAUACCAAGUAGACUUGUUAAAAGAUAAACUAGAAGAAUUAGAGGAAGUUAUUGCCCAGCUACGUCGCGAACUCAGGGAAAAGAAUCGCGAAGCAGAUCAAGCAAAGCGUCUUAGUCAGAGACUGAAAGAGGAUUUAGAUAUUUGUAGGGCGCAACUUUUAGAAAGGGACACGCUUAUACAAGAAAAUGGAUUGGUCAUAGUGGAAGAUGAGGGUAGUGAAAAUGAAGAAACGCCGAAGUUGAACGGACCUGUUUGCAAAAAAAGAGUGCUAGUCAGUACAGAAGCUGCAGAGUUAUUACAGAACGCUGGUGAAGGUUCUUUAGAUGUUCGGCUGAGAAAGUUUGCAUCAGAAAAAAAAGAACUACAGGAUGAAAUUGGGCAUCUUAGGCUAGAACUGGAAGAGGCAAGGAAUCGUAUGAGGCCAGAGCGAUCUUUGGGUUCUAUGCUUGAUUCAGAAGACGCUCAGAGAGAAGCUAAUAAGUUGUUGGCGGAUUACAAGUUCAAAUUACAAAAGACAGAGCAAGAUAUGUCGACUCUUCAAGCGACUGUUGCUAGAUUGGAAAGUCAAGUAAUACGUUACAAAUCUGCAGCCGAGGCUUCUGAAAAGGCUGAAGAUGAAUUGAAAGUUGAAAAAAGAAAAUUACAAAGAGAGGUUCGGGAAUCGCAGGGUCGUGUUGAAGAAUUAGAAACAGCGAAUUCACAUCUGCAACGACGUUUGGACAAACUGAAAAAUGCAAAAUCAGCACUUUUUAAAGAACUUUGAUAGUUUUGUAUACUCGUUCGCCGAGUAUAAACUACAAUUAAUAAAUGGCGUGUAAAUACGAAAGAAAAAAAAACAAAUGUUAAAAAAGCGCGUCAUCGUGUUCUCGUGUCCACGCGCAAAAGUAAGGCGAAUUACUACUUUAUCAAAGGCUAACCGCUAACUCAAUUUUACCAGUCUGAAUUCUCGUUUUUCUUCGUUCCCUAUUUCUAAUGGUUCAGCUAGUGGCAUUUUACAAAUCUCUUUAUAUAAUUAUAUUUAUUCACGAAAUACCCCUGACUGCGUGUUUUUAGAAUUUAUACACAAAAAAAAAUCAAGACUUUAUACCGUUUUUGUCGUUUGCAUUUUUAAGAUUUUCACGUCAAUCAUCGUUGAAAGUGACUGAGAUAUUAGUUAUGAAGAAUUUUUGAUAAAAGGUGGAAAUAGUUAAGAUUAUUUAAAAAGAGAAGUGUAUAGUACCUAUAUGAUAGUUAUCAAAUACGAGUUCAAAGUAUUUACACCAGAUAAAUUCAUUCACCUGGUAAAUUUUGCAUACUGUGGUCUAAUUUUUCAAGCAUACCAGUAUGUAUUUUAGUUGAUAUUUGGCUAAAGCAGCCCCUCGAUUAGUCAAAACGUACGUUUUUUUGUAUCACGCUGCAAUACGCUUAGCGAGUUGGCUUAUAAACUACGGCCUAUAGAGCGGCCUACAAUAACUAAAAAUAAUGCGGGCGAGACUAUUUCAUAGAAUUUUCUUCUAUUUAAUAAUUUUUCAGAAAGACAAAGUAAAAAAAUAAUUGGAUUACGGUUUUUUUGCUA
Molecule: messenger RNA, 2687 nt
Organism: Copidosoma floridanum
Lineage: Eukaryota; Metazoa; Arthropoda; Insecta; Hymenoptera; Encyrtidae
Product: leucine-rich repeat flightless-interacting protein 2
Biological process (GO): regulation of DNA-templated transcription
Source: RefSeq, a predicted model, not a curated record